CAUGUGAUCCAGAGUCUCCUGGAGUAGAAGUCGUGCUAGUCGCCUCUGUCUGGGUACCAGCCCCCUAUUAAUCUGCAGGCAUGUGAAGGAAGAAGAAAACUAGCUCGGAUCACACAGAUCUGUAGAUCGCGACGCAGAUCUUGGCGAGAGAAGGAGCAAAGUGCUUUGCUUGGAACUGUGGAGGGCCGUGUGAAGUUUUCCAUUGCCACCUACCUCUCUAUUUCUUCUGCUGCCAAACUGUCCAUCUUCAAUGUAGAGGGAACAGUGACAACAGAAACAAGGGAAGAAGGAACUCACCUGACUUUGUUAAAGAUUCAUACACAGAACUACAGAAACAUAAGAAAGGAGGAAUAUUACUACUCUGCGUGAACCAUUCUGGCACUAAAAUAACUCUUCAAUCGAGUAGAGGAAGACACUAUCCCAUCCCGCCCAAAGACUGGCACAGACUGAAGCAUGGGCCGGGCCCGGGAAAUGGGGUGGAUGGCAGCAGGACUGAUGAUUGGGGCUGGGGCUUGUUACUGUGUUUACAAACUGACAGUAGGAAAGGAUGACAAUGACAAGCCUGAGGAAGAAGAAGAUGAGUGGGGGGAUGACCAGGAGCUGGAUGAUGACGAGCCCAAGAUUUGGUUCAAUUUCACAGCUAUGGCUCGACCCUGGAAUGAGGACAGGGAUUGGACAGAACCUGGGGCACCAGGUGGCACUGAGGACAGGCCCUCAGGGGGAGGAAAGGCCAACAGAGCUCACCCAAUGAGACAGCGGCCAUUUCCCUAUGAACAUAAAAAUACAUGGAGUGCUCAAAGCUUUAAAAAUAUAAGUUAUACUUUUGAGCUCUCCAGGUAUCCUCCCAUUCCGGGAAGACUGUUGUUUUCUGAGCCCAAGGAUGCUGCUUUUUCACAGAGCUGCGAUGUCCACAGACAUUCAGCCAGCCCCUCAGUCACUGGAAGCUCAACCCCCACUCCCCACCCCACGGGUGAGAGGAAGGCUUUGUGCGCCCCAGAUCACUUGAAUGGCAGCAUUGAAAAUCGGGGCCAGAUUAAGAUGUACGCCGAUGAGGUGUGUCGGGAGACUGUGUCACCUUGCUGCAACUCAUUUCUGCAGCAGGCCGGAUUAAAUUUGUUAAUAAGCAUGACAGUUAUUAAUAACAUGCUCGCCAAGUCUGCUUCAGACUUGAAGUUUCCUUUGCUAUCUGAGGGAAGUGGAUGUGCUCAGGUUCAGCUUUGGAAACUGCUGAAGGGUUUGUCUGAAAAGCCAGUCUUGGCGGGGCAGUUGCUGGGUGUCCAAGUGCUGUUCCCAGUCAGGAUAAACAGAAGUGGAAAUAGAGAGCUUCUCCUAGAAAUGCUCACCACUUAGGCAGCCACGUGGAGCAGAAUGGGACCGCCUCUCCCCAAACCCCCUUUGGUUUGCAGAUGCCAAAGAAUGCACACUGGGUGCCACUGAGGAUUCGGCCUUGGCCAGUCACCGGUCCCCAGGUGAGAGUUCCAGUGGCUAAAUCGAAGACUACACCCACUGGCCAGGCAGGGGCCCCCGCAGAGCUUAGGGUGACUUCUUGGUUUUGCAGUCUCAGGCAAAGGGCACUGUGAAGUACUCCCUUGCAGCCUUCCUCAGGCUGUAAAGGCAUCUCUGUAGCCUGCCAGCUGCGGCUAAAGAACAUCAACUUACUGCAUCACCAGUGCUGCUGUUGCCUCUGCUGGUCUCCCUGUCUAAGCAGAACCGCUUCGCAGAGACCAGAUCCAUAAGGGGAACUUGGGCCGAAAGUGCAUUUGCCACUCACUGCUUACGUGGAAGUAUUCUCCCUGUAGCCUUUCUUCUAACACCAGCUGAUGGAUGGCUAAUGCAUCUGUUCAUCCAAAAAGAGCACUCCCCUUCUAUCCAUACUACCGACUUCGCCUCGCCCCCAAAGUCCGCAUCUGUGUGUAUCCUCAAUAAACCUGUGUGCUUUGAUUGGCAAAAUGAA
Messenger RNA from Chinchilla lanigera (long-tailed chinchilla), 1954 nucleotides. Its product is annotated as protein ARMCX6. Bases 454 to 1350 code for a protein of 298 amino acids. NCBI's taxonomy places the organism in Eukaryota, Metazoa, Chordata, Mammalia, Rodentia, Chinchillidae. The record is from RefSeq and is a predicted model, not a curated record. The transcript has 4 exons. Gene Ontology annotation, cellular component: mitochondrion.